This is a messenger RNA of Auanema sp. JU1783, 1263 nucleotides long. The record is from the annotation of a GenBank genome assembly. Lineage: Eukaryota; Metazoa; Nematoda; Chromadorea; Rhabditida; Rhabditidae.
AUGGCUGCUGAUCGUUCGAAUAUACCUGUUGGAUCAUCAGCCCCAGGCUAUUACUCAAGUGGAACUGUCAAAAUUAUUCCAGCUUCAGCUAUGAGAGAUCAACAGUUCUCGUUUGAUCCACAAGUGUUAUAUAGACCUUAUGAACAACAGUCAUCAUCCUAUCCUCAACCUAUUAACGUAGCUUAUUAUAUGACUGGAGGGAUGUAUAAUGCUAAUCCCAAUGCUUACUUACAUGAACCGUAUGGUCAAAAUGCUUAUAUAGAUAACUAUGCCGACAAUACUUCUUAUCCAUUCUAUGGAAACUAUAAUUUCACUCCAUAUCCAUAUCAAAAUUCAACGGUCCAGCCAGGUGCGUAUGGUCCUUAUGCUGGAGCUACUAGCGCUUAUCGACCAUAUCCACAGCCUCAACCAUCACCUCCGAGACGAUCGAGAACAGCUCCAAAUCGAUCUGGUCGAUCUUCUGUCAUUUACCACACAGAACAACGACGACCAAGAGGAUAUUCAGCUAAUCCUUAUGAUCAUCGACGAAUACCAUCAACUAAUCAGCCAAAGCCAUACUUCGUUCAACCACCUAAGAAAACAAACAAUGUUUAUAAAAAAAGGCGGGAACCCACAAUAAAUCGAUCACAAAUGGAAACUGAUUUUGGUGGUGGAACAUUGGAAUACAAAGCUUUUCCAACAAGAUAUUAUCCAGAAGCUUCGACAACUCAGCAACAUACUUUACGAAGGAUUAGGCCGUAUUAUGCCCCAAGCUAUGCAACAUACCCACCAUCAACUAUGAACAAAAUAAAUAAAAAAUUGGAUACAAAACGAUAUCCGUUAUAUGCUCGUGUUAUUUUAAAAUUCGCUCAAUUAAUAUUAGGCGCCGCUAUUUUGGGAUUAGUUUUAGGACCCAUGAAAGGUUAUUCGUUUCACGAAUUUGUUGUUCGCUUUAACACUGAAUGGCAAGGUCUUGUCGUUGGUAUUGUUUCUUGUUGGGGAAUAUUAACAGCCAUUCUAUUAGUCACAUGUUGCUUAGCAAACAAAGUUCACGCAUGGCGUAAAUUGGAUGCGCACAUAAAUCUGAUAGGAAUAUUAGCCUAUCUGGUUGCUUCAUUCUUAGAAGCUUAUUAUGCUGCAUGCUAUCCACCGAAUGGUCCACGGAUAAAUCUUUUCUGUCAUCGAGCAGAGUGGAUUAUAGCUACGAUAUUAUGUUUCAUCAACAUAGUCCUAUACGUCAUAGACUUUUCACUUUCAUGGUUUUCAGGUGUCACAAUGCUUUAA